Molecule: messenger RNA, 1235 nt
Organism: Pimephales promelas (fathead minnow)
Lineage: Eukaryota; Metazoa; Chordata; Actinopteri; Cypriniformes; Leuciscidae
Source: RefSeq, a predicted model, not a curated record
AAUGCACUUAUGUGUCUGCAAGCCGCCGCAAGAAGAAGAAUAUGAUGCAGCGCUGGAGUCAUCUUCUUUAAGUUAAUUUGAGUAUAGGUUAAAAUAAUAGUAUAGCCUAUACAAAUAAUAGACAAUAAUACAACGUCUCUUUUUCGAUUAAUAUAAAAUAAAAAUCGAGCCAGUGUUGUAUAAGUCAUAGUUAAGGCUGCAGCGCAAUGGCAAACCGUAACCUAAAACAGGUGAAUAUUCAAAACAAUGCUAACGUUACAUCCCCGCACCCGCAGAAUGUGAAGCACAGCGCGGAAUCUUCCCCAGAUCCCAGCGAAAAGAUGGAGGCGGCUGCUCCAUCACCGCGGGACUCUAGUCCUGCAAACACUGCGCCUCAAGAGAUGGCUUUAGACCCCAAGAACUUCAGGAGACCCGGGGAGAAAACAUUCACUCAGCGGUGCAGACUGUUUGUUGGUAAUCUCCCAUCAGAUAUGACGGAGGAAGAUUUCAAGAAGCUUUUCUCCAAAUAUGGCGAGGCAAAUGAGGUUUUCAUCAACAGAGAUCGAGGAUUCGGCUUCAUACGCCUGGAGACAAGGACACUUGCAGAGAUUGCUAAGGCUGAGCUGGACGGCACGGUGCUGGGGAACAGGCCCAUCCGGAUUCGUUUUGCCACCCAUGGGGCUGCACUCACAGUACGAAACCUCUCACCAGUGGUGUCUAAUGAGCUUCUUGAACAGUCCUUCUCACAGUUCGGCCCAGUUGAGCGGGCAGUCGUGGUGGUUGAUGACCGAGGACGACCCACAGGCAAGGGAAUUGUGGAGUUUGCCAAUAAGCCUGCUGCUCGAAAAGCCUUGGACCGCUGUGCAGAUGGAGCCCUUUUGCUUACAAUGUCCCCUCGUCCAGUCAUUCUUGAGCCAACAGAACAGUUUGAUGAUGAAGAUGGUCUACCAGAAAAACUGUUGCAAAAAUCAGCACAGUAUCACAAGGAACGGGAGCAUCAGCCACGCUUUGCACAGCCUGGCACCUUUGAGUUUGAGUACUCAUCUCGCUGGAAGGCUCUGGAUGAGAUGGAGAAACAGCAGAAGGAACAAGUUGAACGGAACAUACAGGAGGCAAAAGAGAAAUUGGAGGCUGAAAUGGAGGCUGCCAAACAUGAGCAUCAACUCAUGAUGAUGAGACAAGGUAGUAUGUAUAUUCGUUUUCUAAAAGAGACCCUUAUUUUGCCCACCAUAAUGUUGUGAGAGAAAUGCUUAAAG